GCUUUUUGCGGUUGUGGCAAAAUCUCCCAAAGCUCAAACCCCUCUCUCCUCCCCCCACGAAAUUCGAAAUUUCCCCACUUUCACUCCCCCAAGCCCCCAAAUGGCCGCUCCGCCGCCGGUGCUCACCUUGGCGGUGGAGAAGGGUCCGCGCAAGGGAGAGAUCUGCCAGUGCAGCGCUGGAUCCGCGCUCCGUGUCGGGCGCGUCAUCAAAGGCAACCACUUUGCCGUGCGCGAUAAGGGCGCAUCGCAGCAACAUCUCUCCAUCGAGUUCCUCCCGCCGCCCGCCGCCGGAUGGGUCGUCUCCGAUCUGGGAUCCUCCAACGGCUCCUUCCUCAACGACGUGCCCCUCGCGCCCUUUGUUCCCACCCCGCUUUCCCAUGGGAACCUGAUCAAGAUCGGCGAGUCCACCGUGCUCGCCGUGUCCAUCCCCUCCAAUUCGGAUCUGGGCACCGCCACCGCUGCCGACCCCGGAACUAGGCGCUCCUCGCGCUAUGCGGCAGAGACGGCGGCGGUGGAGGAGGAGAAGCCCCCUGCGGCGACCCGCCGGGGCACACGGAAGAAGGCAGCGGUGGCGGCGAUCCCCGAAGUGGAGAAUGAAGUGCCGGACGCGGCGGUAGUGGUAGUGGAGGAGAAGCCCCGCAGGGGCGGACGUAGGAAGGUGGCUGCAGUGGCUCCCCCUGAACAGACGGAAGAGGGGGAGAAGGAGGCCCCGGUGGGGAGGCGCCGUGGCGGACGGAAGAAGGCCGCGGAGACCUCUGAACCGGAGAAGGAGGAGGCCCCGCUGGCGCCGCCUGUUGGCGGGCGAAAGAAGACCACAGCAGUUGCUGAGUCGGAGAAAGGAGACGAGGAGGAGGAAGAGGGGGAGAAGGAGGCCCCGGCGGGGAGGCGCCGUGGUGGACGGAAGAAGGCCGCGGAGCCCUCCGAACCGGAGAAGGAGGAGGCCCCGCUGGCGCCGCCUGUUGGCGGGCGGAAGAAAACCACAGCAGCUGCUGAGUCGGAGAAAGGAGAUGAGGAGGAGGAAGAGGGGGAGAAGGAGGCCCUGGCGGGGAGGCGCCGUGGUGGACGGAAGAAGGCCGCGGAGCCCUCUGAACCUGAGAAGGAGGAGUCCCCGCCGGCGCCGCGUGCUGGCGGGCGGAAGAAGAUCACAGCAGCUGCUGAGUCGGAGAAAGGAGAUGAUGAGGAGGAAGCCCUGCUGGUGACGCGGAAGGAGGACACGGAGCCUCCUGAACUGGAGAAGGAAGACGAUGUGGAGGCCCAGAUGGCUACACGCCGUGGGAGGAGGAAGAAUGCUCCGACGGUCGCCCCUCCACCACAGCCUCUGAAGACGGGGUCCAGAGGGGGGCAGGGAAGGUUUACAAGAGCUGCUAGUACAAGGAAGGCCUUUCUAGAGGAUGAGGAAGUGGAGGAAGAGGAAGAACAUGAGGUGGCUGUGCCAAGAGAUCAGCCUGGCAACCUGUCGACUUUGACAGCGGUAAAGGAUGGUGAAGAGGAGGAGGAGGAGGAGGAGAAGGGGGAUAAGGUGACAGCUGACGAUGGAGAAAUCGAGGUGGCUGCAAAGGCAUUGGAGGAGGAAGUCCCCAAGGGGAGGGCUUCUGCUCAGUGUGCUGCUUCUGACAAUGAGGGUGAUGGGGAAAGGGGUGGCGGAGAAGAGGAAGAUGAUCGCAAUGGGGAUUUGCUUGGCAGUAGAAGAGAGGCUUCUGCUCAGUGUGCUGCUUCUGACAAUGGGGAUGAUUGGCAAAUGGGUGGAGGAGAAGAGGAAGAUGAUGGCAACGGGGAUUUGCUUGGCAGUAGAGGAGAGGCUUCUGCUCAGUGUGCUGCUUCUGACAAUGAGGGUGAUUGGGAAAUGGGUGGCGGAGAAGAGGAAGAUGAUGGCAAUGGGGAUUUGCUUGGCAGUAGAGGAGAUGUAGGAGAUGGGGCGAAGGUGGAGGAAUGUGCUGUUAGAAGCAGUCUUGAGACCAUGACAUUGCAGGAGUGGUUCGACCGGAUGGAAAAGUACCUCCCAAGGAUGAUCAACGAGGCUGCGGAUCAGAUGAUUGCGGAGUUGGAGGAGAAACAAAAGCGAGUCCAUGAGUACAUUUCAACGCUCAGUAAGAGCUCCGACCCUUCCUGAAAAUUAUGUCUUAGAUGCUGGAGAUUGACUAGAAAAUAAACUAGAAUCGCUCCUGUGGUGAUAAUCUUCACUUACUGUAGAAGAAUUGGUGGCGGCGUUUGUCCUUUUGGGUAAUAUGGGUAGUUUACUAUCUGGUAGUAGUUUGAUAUGUUGACGUUUGCUCGUUGGCUUGUAAUUAGCUUAGCAUUUUGGUAUGCAUGAUGUUUCUGUAGGUUUCAGGAAUAAUGUUGAAUACUUCCUCCGUUUUGCAA
Molecule: messenger RNA, 2361 nt
Organism: Triticum aestivum (bread wheat)
Lineage: Eukaryota; Viridiplantae; Streptophyta; Magnoliopsida; Poales; Poaceae
Product: ABC transporter F family member 4
Exons: 1
Coding region: 101-2110 (669 amino acids)
Molecular function (GO): protein binding
Source: RefSeq, a predicted model, not a curated record